Molecule: messenger RNA, 1299 nt
Organism: Quercus lobata
Lineage: Eukaryota; Viridiplantae; Streptophyta; Magnoliopsida; Fagales; Fagaceae
Exons: 1
Coding region: 1-1299 (432 amino acids)
Source: RefSeq, a predicted model, not a curated record
AUGGAUGCAAUAGCUUGGACCUUCAAGCCGCUAUGGAGAGAAGAUAACGGCUUUACAAUGAGUAAUGAGGGGUCUUAUAGGGUUCUUUUUGUUUUUGAGAAUAAGGAGGAUGUGGAUCGCAUCCUGUCCAGUGAGCCAUGGAGUUAUGAUAAAAGUUUGGUUGUUCUUGAAAGAUAUGACAGGAAAACUCCUCUUGACGAUCUAAAAUUGGACAAGGCAUCCUUUUGGGUUCAAGUGCACAACAUCCCAAUCGGAUACAGAAAUAAAUCAGUUGCUGAAGAUAUAUGUGGAGCCAUUGGCCGGGUUGAUCGUUCCUCUAGUGUUGCAAAUUGUGAGGGAGGUAGUUACAUCAGAGUGCGAGUCACAUUGGAUGUCUUUCAACCGCUGUGCCGAGGAAGAGUUAUUACCUUUGAGGAUGGUGGAAAAAUAUGGAUCAACUUCAGGUAUGAACGAUUGCCUAACAUAUGCUAUUGGUGUGGAUGUUUUGACCAUGGUGACAGGGACUGUGAUCUUUGGAUACAAAGCAAAGGCACUCUCAAUAAAGAAGAGCAGCAAUUUGGCUCAUGGAUUCGAGCAAUCCAAUCGGGACAGCCAAGGAAGAAUGUUGUUCGGGUGUCAGGUUUCUAUGAGGGUAGAGCAAAGAACUUUUCAACCCGACGGCGUAGGGAGGAGCAACCCAGGUCGAGGACGAAUCUGACUCAAGGGUCAAACUCGGUGAGGAAUCCUGAUAAGGAAAAUGCAGAUAUGGAGGCGGAUGUUAUGGAGACUCAGAACCAAAACUCCAAUAUUUCCGCCAAGAUCAAUGAGAAUCCAAAUCCCCCAUUCCAGGAUUACGGAAAUAAAGGAGAAUACUUUGCUCAGAAAUUAAAGGAGAUUGACAAAGAUCUUGGCAUUUAUGAGGAGCCUCCAAGCACGGAAUUUUUCCAAAAGGAAGCCUCUCCUUUAUUUGACAUGGAGAAUCUCCGGGCUGAGCUGGCUAUCAAUGAGAAUGUGGUUUUGACCUCACCACGUGAGCACCACUGCCAUGCUGAACAUGCAGCCCCACUACGUGACAUUUCUAACUACUCCCACACUCCCACAAACUCUGAAUUUUUUCCCCAGCCAAAAUGGAAAUGCCUCUUACGGGUUACUACAGGCUCUGUUUCCAGCAAUGAGGAUCACAUUGGUGCAAAACGUUCCAUGAAUGGGACUGAUGAUCUUCGUGAGUUACCAAAUAAGAAGUUACAAGUUUCCCACGAGGGUAAAGAAAACUUUGCAAUAUUGGCGGAGGCUGUUGUACAGCCUCGCCAAGAGCCAUGA